AUGGCAGCCAGCUUUUUUGCACCCGCUCCCGAACCGACCACCGAGCUAGGUCGCUAUCGUAUUCUCUCUAGCACUGCCGGUGUCAGAGUCUCGCCGCUAUGUCUGGGAGCCAUGUCCAUUGGGGAUGCUUGGUCUGAGUUCAUGGGAAGCAUGAACAAAGAGAGCUCAUUCCAGCUUCUCGACGCAUUCUACGAAGCCGGCGGAAACUUCAUCGAUACAGCUAACAAUUACCAAGACGAACAGUCAGAGAAAUGGAUUGGCGACUGGAUGGAAGCGCGCCAGAAUCGCGAUAUGAUUGUGCUUGCUACCAAAUACACGACUCCGUACCGCAGCUACGAGCUUGGAAAGGGCAAGACAGUCAACUACUCAGGCAAUCACAAGCGUAGUCUACACCUUUCCGUGCGAGACUCGUUAAAGAAGUUGAAGACCGAUUAUAUCGACUUGUUGUAUGUGCAUUGGUGGAAACUGGCCCGCCAACCACUGGCCCUAUCCUUACCAGCUAACCGCUACCAGGACCACACAACAUCCAUCGAAGAAAUGAUGGACAGCCUGCACAUCUUGGUGCAGCAGGGCAAAAUACUGUACCUGGGCAUCAGCGACACGCCAGCGUGGAUUGUUUCCGCCGCGAACGUGUACGCGCGGGAACAGGGCAAAACGCAGUUCAGCGUGUACCAGGGGCGGUGGAACAUCAUGGCGCGCGACUUCGAGCGCGACAUCAUUCCCAUGGCGCGGCACUUCGGCAUGGCGCUGGCGCCAUGGGACGUGGUCGGCGGCGGCAAGUUCCAGUCGAAGAAGCAGAUCGAAGAGCGCAAGAAGCAGGGCGAAGGUCUCCGCAGCUUCAUGGGCUCGGAGCAGUCCGAGCAGCAGGCCAAGGUGUCGGCCGCGCUCGAGAAGGUCGCGAAUGAGCAUGGUAUCGAGUCCCUGACUGCGGUGGCGCUUGCGUAUGUGAUGCAAAAGACCCCGCAUGUGUUCCCGAUUAUUGGCGGGCGCAAGGUCGAGCAUCUGAAGGAUAACAUUCAGAGCUUGAGCCUCAAGUUGACGGACGAGCAGAUCCAGUAUCUAGAGAGUCAGACCGAUUUUGAUCUCGGCUUUCCUGGGAAUUUCACCGGCCAUGAUCCUAAGUGGACUGGCCAGUCCAGUAUGAUGUUGAGCAUGGCUGCACAUGUUGCUUUCCCGUCACCGAACAAGGCCUUUGUGGGGGAGAAGAAAUAG
This is a messenger RNA of Exophiala aquamarina CBS 119918, 1212 nucleotides long. RefSeq names its product aryl-alcohol dehydrogenase AAD14. Lineage: Eukaryota; Fungi; Ascomycota; Eurotiomycetes; Chaetothyriales; Herpotrichiellaceae. The transcript is spliced from 5 exons. The coding region runs from base 1 to 1212 and encodes 403 amino acids. The record is from RefSeq and is a predicted model, not a curated record.